This is a messenger RNA of Oncorhynchus kisutch (coho salmon), 3434 nucleotides long. Its product is annotated as collagen alpha-1(I) chain-like. The record is from RefSeq and is a predicted model, not a curated record. NCBI's taxonomy places the organism in Eukaryota, Metazoa, Chordata, Actinopteri, Salmoniformes, Salmonidae. The transcript is spliced from 26 exons. Bases 306 to 2282 code for a protein of 658 amino acids.
CUGUGUGUAUUUUGGGUUAGGGUUAGACUCAGGUAUUUCUCACCCUGUCGAGGAGAAGAGGGAGCCGAGCCCGUGGCUGCCUGAGAACCUUAUGGAACCCUGAGAGAGGGAGAGCAAGGGAGAGAGCGAGAGGAAGGGGAACCAGUGCCGUGAGUGGGGAGCGAGAAUGCUGUAAAGAGCACAGUUCAGGGAGGAAAUAAACUGGACUUUUCUGUCUAUAUUAUUUUUUUAAACUGUGGACUAUCUGAUACGUUGAGUGAGGGUCUCAGUGGAUUAUACAGAACCAUACAGACAGAACCAGCACCAUGGGAGCCCCCAGGGUAAAGGUGUCCGUUAUCUCGCCGCUACUCGUGCUCCUAUUGUGCAUCCCCUCCUCCCACGCGCAGGACGAGUACUCUGGUUACCACUCAGGGGAUGAACACACCUAUGAGGGCUCCUUGGUCGACAACUAUGAGCAUUCAGGAUACCCACAACCAGAGGAAUACCCACCGGAGCACACUCACAGCUAUGAGGAGCAGCAACCCUCAUCUGGAUAUGACCCCUAUGUACCAGCCCCCACCAGCGUGAGCAUGAUCACAGAGGACUCCUACCCCUACACCACCACCACACAGGUGCCAUACGAGCAGGAGCCCUACUACGAAGAGUCGCUCCAGGCCCCUGGUGGUGGGGAGGCUUCUCUGGGGGAGGAGGGGCCAACAGACUGUAACUGUGAGCCAGGAGAGCCAGGGUUCGCUGGGUUUGCAGGGCCCAAGGGAGCCAGAGGACUGCAAGGUAAAGAUGGCUUCCCUGGGGCUCAAGGACGCGAGGGGUACAAAGGAUUCAAAGGAGUUCUAGGAAGAGGAGGAGACACAGGGCCUGAGGGUGACUCCGGGCCUGAUGGGGAGGAUGGUGCCUCUGGUUUCUCUGGAGCCCAGGGCUUGCCUGGUCUUCCUGGCGAUCCAGGUGAGACUGGGGUGCUAGGUCUGAAGGGUGACAUCGGUAUGGAGGGGCCACGCGGAGGAGUCGGGUUAACGGGUGAGACUGGUCCAAUUGGUGAGGCAGGGCCUGGUGGGCCUGAUGGAACUGGAGGUAUCAAGGGAUCAACUGGAGCAGAAGGGAAACAGGGUCCUGAGGGAACAGACGGGGAAAAGGGUCAGAUUGGAGCACCUGGAUUCUCAGGAGACCAUGGGGAGAUGGGCUAUAAUGGGUAUCCUGGAGAGCCAGGAGGCAGAGGAGAGACCGGUCACAAGGGUGACCAAGGCCCAGGGGGAAUGCCAGGCAGUGAUGGGGAGCCUGGAGAGGAUGGUCCUCUUGGAGUUCCUGGGGUGAUCGGCUUUCCUGGAGAGUUUGGACAAAAGGGCGCAAGAGGGGAUCGUGGUGUGAGGGGACCUCUUGGGAGAGUAGGAGCUGGGGGGCCUCAAGGAGAGAGGGGAGAUGCAGGAGUUCCAGGGAAACCAGGACCUAAAGGCCUGCAGGCCCAGCCUGGAGCCAAAGGGGAGACAGGUCCCGAUGGUGAUAAGGGUGGGGUUGGAAGAACUGGAGUGAAGGGAGGGAAAGGAGACAAGGGAAGUUUUGGAGCACAUGGUGACAAAGGACAGCAAGGGGAGAGAGGUACCAUCGGCCCUGAUGGCAUUGUUGGACGAAAUGGACCCCCCGGCAUCCCAGGUUCGAGAGGAGAGCCAGGUCCAGGCGGUGACCUGGGCGUCAAAGGUGGCUCUGGACCUAAAGGAGUGCCAGGUGCCCCUGGCCCUGGGCUGACAGAUGAGCAGGUAUUGCAGCUGUGUAAAGGAGUGGUGACAGCCCAGAUCUCCCAGUAUGCAGCUUCCAUCCGGGCCAAGUGUUCCCAAGGCUGCCCCAUCAACAACCGCACACUCAUUGGGCCGCCCGGAACUAGGGGACCAACUGGAGAAUCAGGCAAACCCGGUAAAGCGGGCAAAGCUGGAGUCAAAGGAGCCAGGGGCAUCCAAGGGGACACAGGAGUGGAUGGUCAGAAGGGGGCAGAGGGGGAAAGAGGAACAAAAGGUCCGAAAGGAAAGGGGGGUGAGCCUGGUAAAGGUCUGCCAGGACACGAUGGGCAUCAAGGCCUCAGAGGGAUGCCAGGCCACCCAGCAGAGCCAAAUAACGGUAUGGCAGGUCCCAGAGGGCCCCGUGGUUUCACAGGCGCUUUAGGUCAGCCUGGCAUGGCGGGCAACGCAGGAGUGCCGGGCUUCUGUGAGGCACGGGACUGCAGCAUUCACGCGCCUGUGAUGCGCAAGGAGCAGGGCCUAGUGAAGGGACCCCGCGAUCUAAGCCCCAAGAUCUAACCCCAACAAGGAGCUUCAGGAAAAGGUGAAGGAAUGGUCAACGAUGAGGGGUCAUGUUGGACGGUCGCUCCAUGGCAACGUUGGGGUUAAUUCCAUUCACAUCUCAGCCAUACCAGGAAUUUAAGUUGACAUUGAGUUUUGAACUGGGAAAUGACCAAUGUGUACAGCGUUGAUCUUUUUGAAUUUCAUAGCUAAUUCAAUUCCUGUAAUGACUGAUAUUGAAAUGGAAUUAAUCCGAGCAUUGUUCAAUGUGGCUCACCAGUGUUGGAAGGGUUUGGUGGGACACGCUGGACUCUGCACAGGGAGAUGAAGGCUCCCAAUGAACUCUAAUGUUUAGGCAUAAUUGCAAACUUUUUUUUCUAGGCGAAAACAAUCCUUAUGAAUUUUUUAUGCUAAAACAAAAAAUUAACAAGUAAACAAGUAAAGGGGCUUGAGAAACUGGCUAAAAGAAAUUGGCAGAAAAUGAAACUUGCAGGUGUCUCUGGCUACCAGUCAGGUUUUGUUUUUGAUAUGAUCAACAAUUGAAAAUAAAAAGUUAUGUAAAUAAUUUUGUAAAGUAUUGCAAGUACAUGUACUGUGUGUUCUGAAAUAUCACUGUUUUAGAUAAAUUCUGUCUUACUUUUCUUAAGAUGAGUCCUCACUUUUUUUGUCGCCACAGUUUGAGUGUCUUUCUGAGAAUGGAUCUCUUUCAGUCACCUCAUGUUAUUCGGGUUAAUCGGAAUAACUUUUUUUUACCAUUCUGUCACGCGGGACUAGGUGUGUGAGGUAGGAAUCAGGCGCAGAGAGCAGAGAGUUCCAAGGGAGAAGUGCACUUUAAUGUGGCACCAAAAUACAAUGCCCAAACACAGGGCUCGAAAAUACGGACCAACCCAAAACACAGGGUAGCCAGUCCGGAGCAUGAACACACCCAACAACACAACACGUAACACCAGAAUAAUCCCGCCGAAAACCAGGGUGGGUUUGCUAGCCUUAAAUAAGGACGCCCAUCAGGAAAACAUAAUAGGACACAGGUGCAACUAAUAAGACAAAACAAACAGAAAAGGGAAAAGGGAUCGGUGGCGGCUAGUAGGCCGGUGACGACGACCGCCGAGCACCGCCCGAACAGGCAGGGGAGCCAACUUUGGCGGAAGUCGUGACACAUUUACAGAUGUU